AUAAUGUUAUACACAGCUGUUUUUUUUCUCGGUUUCAAUACUUACGGGAGAAUGCAGGAAACCUCCAACUACAAUCUGCACAAAAUCCAUCUCUGGACACUCAAACCAACCGCCAGAGACAUCGGUGAGAUAUUUUUUUGUGCUCCACGUUUGAUGAGGUAAUGUCUCGGAAAUAAUCAUUCCUAGUGGCAGCAAGCAGUUUAUUGAGGCUACUUUUGUUUGUAAACUUCAACCCCCCCGGCGCUGUCUCGACUUGUUUCUCGCACAAGUUGGCGAGGAAGCAUGAGGAGGGACGGAGGAAGGAGACCAGAGAGCGGGCGGCUCCGGUCAGAAAGUGUCUCGUCUGACUGAGCGUCUCCUUGAAUGGGGCGCUGUGUUUUGAUCCUCCCCGUGUUUCUGCAACAACUGUUCCUGCGGUCCGACCGGCGGAGGGGGACGAGGUGGAGGGACUCCUGCUCGGAACGCGCCGGACAACUCUGGCGGCACGUUGAGGAGACUUUUGGAGGAGAUUAUGGUCCGGGAAGGCCCGCUGCUGCUGCUGCUGCUGCCGCCGCCGCUGCUGCGUCCCCGCUGCUCCGCCAACAAAGGAAACGACUGUUGCUUCUUUCAUUUCACUCCUGCUGCCGCCGUGUGUGUGUGUGUGUUUGACUGAGAGUUUGAAGUGAGAAACACCGAUUAUCUUCACAAUUUAGCAGCAGAGUUUUAGAGUUUUUAUGAACGACGCCUGCGCGCUCACGCACCUACUCGCCCCCUUUUCCACGUGAAGUUUACUUCCAGUUUAAAGUCUUGGCACUUUUACCUGCGGCAGUUGCCCAGGUGUUCCACGGCGCAGCAGACAGUGAGCGUGCGUGUGGGUGUGUGAGGAUGGUGGAGAGCCGGAGCUGUGUCCAGAGGGAGGGGGUGUACCGCUGGUUCUCCUCCCUCACCUCAGCCCAGAGAGCGGAGUUCCUGUGCGGCCUGCUGGACCUGUGCGUCCCCGUCGAGCUCCGCUUUCUCGGCUCCUGCCUGGAGGACCUGGCCCGCAAGGACUACCACUCUCUGCGGGAUGCGGAGAUCAAGGCCAACAACCCCGCCGACCUGUCGGGCCUCACCAACAUCACGGACGAGGUGGUGCGCAGCAAGCUGCUGGUGUCGCUCGCCCUGCUCGGCUCGGACAACCGGGAGGCCGCCGGGGUCCUGUACCGGACCCUGACCCACAUAGACACGGUGAUCAAUAACUACGGCCUGGCGCUGAACGACGGGAGGACAGAGGAGCAGUUCCUGCUGCUGUUCACCAUGGCCUCCAACCACCCGGCCUUCAGCUUCCACCAGAAGCAGGUGCUGAGGCAGCAGCUCAGCCAGAUCCAGGACAUCCUGCAGGUGAGUAGUGGAGGAGGAACAGGAGAGGCCCAAUCAGCGGGUCCCGACGGUGACCGAGCUGCCGCCUGCUACUCUCAGCCUCAUCAGUACUAUCACCAUUCGACCGUGCCUCUGCCUCUGGCCUCUUUCUCCUCCGCUGGCUGCUCCCCGGCGGCGGACACCACCAGCGGCACCUGCCUGCCUCUGUCUGCCUGCCAAGCACACUGCACCUGCUGGCACAAGAGUCAAACCAGAGAGGCCGGCGCAGUCUCUGGAGUCACCGUGGGACAAGGAGAGCAAGCGAUCAGCCAGGAGCUCCCCUCUCCUCACCCAGACCUCCGUCCCCCUCCUCUUCCUCCUCCUCCACCUCCUCUACCACCACCACCACCGCCGCCGCCUCCACCCCACCUGCCUCCUUCUCUACCUGCUGGACAAAGCCAGGAUGCAGCAGCAGCACCAACCACCAAGAGCCACCAGGGGAAAGCAGGCAAAGCAGCAGCAGCGAUUGAGAGGGUGGUGCUGAAAGCGGUGACACGAAAGUCUGAAGAUGCCGGCGAAUAUGUGUUCGAGGUGAGCUGGGCUGAUGGGUUCAUGAUGUCCGUUGUGAGAAGUCAACAGGAGGUCACAGAGCUGAUAUCCAAGCUGUCACAGGCGUUUCCUGAUGAAGGAGUCGAGAAGUUCUUCCCUCAGUCUGUAGAUCUGGACGCAAGGUGUCUGACAGCGCUGCCCUGCCAUGUCCUCCAACACCACAGCGUCCAGCUGUUCUUCACCUCCACCAGGCCUCUCUCAUCCAACUGUCCCUCCUCUCCCCCCUCCUCCGUACCACCGCUACCAUCCUCCCUUCCACGCACUCCUGUAGCACCAACCUGCACACUCACCUCCAGCUCGAAUCCUGGCUGUGUGGUGCAGCACAAAGGAACCAACAGGGCGGUGUACCGAGUGGCCAGCGUCCAGCCCGUCGUCAGCACCCACAGCUCCGUCUUGACUCGCUCCACUCCUCACCUCUCCUCCCUCCCUCCCCCUCUCCCUCCUUCCAUUCCUCCUCCGCAGCACUCCCCUCAGCUCUCCACCCUCCCUCCCCCAAUCCCAGGCAUGGCCAUGCGGGGUCCCGCGGCCAUCGGAGGAGACACCCCCACCCAGCCUCAUCCCCAGCACAAUCAGCCGCUCUCGUACUCUCAGCUCCAUCAGCACCACCUUCAUCCGCAAGCCGGCGGCCUCCCCAGUACGCAGCCUCAGUCCCUGCACCUGUCCCACUCCCAGCCAGCGUCCCACUCACACUCCCAGUCCCGUUCCCAGUCUCACCCUCAGCCACCGUCCCAGUCUCAGGCCAGCGCGCCGGAGCAGAACGGCAUCCUGGACUGGCUCCGCAGGCUUCGGCUCCACAAGUACUACCCGGUCUUCAAGCAGCUCACCAUGGAGGAAUUUUUAGCGCUGACAGAGGAGGACCUGAACAAGUACGACCUGACGCAAGGGGCGAAGAAGAAGCUCAAGACCCAACUAGAGCUACAGAAGUCAGCAGACAGGGAGAUGAAGAUGGAGAAGCGGCCCUGCAGCGGCAUUGCCAGGGUGACACCUUCCAGUCACAUGGGACCAGCUCACCCCACCUCCACUGCAGGAGAGCUGCGGGUGGAAGUGGACGCCGUGCCGCACCAUCACCCGGUGUCCACAGACAGCAGCUCGUCCUCGGGCUACUCCAGCUCUCCCUGCUCCCCUCGGACGCCUCACUGCUGUGACGCCACUUUCGACAGAACCAGGGACAUUCACAGGCGUGUGUCGGCUCCGGAUGCAGCAGCAGGAGGAGGAGGAGGAGGAGGAGGCGUUAGUGGAGGAGGAGGAGAUAAGGACCGGCCCUGCCUCUUCCUCCUGAACUCCAGCUGCCCCACAGUCUCCAGUCGCCCCACAGCCCAGGUCCUGCCCGUCCAAACCGAUCCAGCUCCUCCUCCUCCUCCUCACCCUCCCUCCUCCCACCUCCCCUUCGCCCUCCCCCAGUCUCCCUACCACCCGCAGGCCAGUUACCCGCAGACUCUCCUCUCCCCCGUCUCGAACCCAGCACGCAUCCUCACCUCCCCGCGUAAACCCCGCCCCCCUCCGCUGUGCACCGAGGACCGGACUAAGCCGCUGGGCCUGGGUCUCCCUGCGGCCGGGGCGGGCUUCGGCUCGGGGCUCGGUGUCGGGGUGAGGCUGGAGAAUCUGUUGCCCGCUCUCAACAUGGACGGCUCCUCCGGGCUCCAGGACUCGGUGGUUUGUCGAGGCCUGGCAGGAGGUGCUGUGGGUCUGAUGGUGGAAACCAGUUCUGCCCUGACCUCCACCUCCAACAGCCUCCACCACGUCUCCCACCCGCCUCUCCACUUCCACCUCUCGUCCUCCCCCUCUGGAUACUUCUCCCCCACUCCCACCUCCUCUACCUCGUCUUCCUUCUCUUCUUUGUCCUCUUCCUCGUCUUCCUGCACCUCCUCAAAGUCCGGCUCCCAGUCCAGUGGCGGAGGUGGCUACGUUUCCAUGGCGACGCCGAGCUCCGUUCCCGUGGCCGCCGUUCCGGGGAACACCUACUACCCUGCCCAGCCCACCUCCAGCCCCUCCCCCUCCCCACCCUCCGCCUCUUCGUUGGAUCAGAGUUCAGGACACGGCGCUUCCGUGUGUGUUUGCAGCUCCUGCGGUUGCCGGGGGAACUGCGGCGCCUACGGGGCGUUGCCUGGAUACGCAGCAGCCGGCUACCUGCAGCCCUUCUCGGCUGGGCCCUCCCUCUUCACCCUGGGGCCUGUGCUCCACCUCAGCCCCCUGAUAGCCUCGUCCAGCGCCGCCGGCUCCGGAGCGGCGCCGUUCUCCUACCCGAUGAUGGUGCCGCCGCCGCUCUACCGCCACAGCCCCGUGUCGCACGACCAGCAGCAGCAGCAGAGCUUUAGCUUCUACCAGCCGCAUGGCACGCUGGGAAAUGGAGGCCAGAAACGGGCGGCGGGGAACCUGUCGUGUUAUAACUGCGGUGCCAACGGACACAGAGCAGAGGACUGCAAACAGCCGUCCAUGGACUCGGCGCAGCAGGGGACAUUUCGGCUGAAGUACACUCCUCGCUCCGACAGCAAGGACUCAGGGGACUAACCCGUGGAAGCAGCAGUGGAUUUUAGCGGUCAUGCUCCUGACACAAGUGGUACCUCAUGUUCCAGCUGACGGCAGCUGGCGGCAGCUCCCGAAAAAAAAAAAAAGCCCACGAGGAGACGGCAAGCAGACUUCUGAGGGCCCGCGAGAGUCUCUUCAAAGGCUGAUGAUUUGAAAGCUCAGGCACCUUGUGUCCUUCUAAUUCUUUUUACAGCCGGGAUGAGAGGAUGAUAGAGAUUAAGACUCACCUCUGGAGAGCUGGACUUUUGUACAAACUCAACAGGAACACUAUAGACAAUCACUCAGAUUACCUUCAGUGUUGCACGAGUCUCAAAAGCAGCUUCUCGUCUUGGAGAUGUUCUAAAAACCAAAGGCAAAGCACUCCAGCGUCCACAUGAAGAGGAACCUGGACAAGUGUCACAGCAAAUUAAACACCCACUGUGACAGACUGGAGGCUUUAGAGUAGUCUUGAUUUCUUUGUUGUUAAAUGUUUCAUUCAACAACUAACACUUCUCUUCUGUGUGUUGUGUGAUCAGGUCUUGGCUCAUUGCUCUUCUAGGAUGACUGUCGCUCAAAGAGUCCACUUUAGUCGACACAUUUGACCCCAAAAAAAACUCAAAACAUUGGAAAACCCCUCGAUACCCGUGACAACCUUUUUUUUGCAAGGAGCUUCAAUCAUACACCUGUUUCCUUCUCUCUUUUAUACAUAUAUAUAGAGAUUAAAAAAAUAAGGCUCCAUUCUUCAGCUACUAGUCUAAUUAAUAUACAUCCAGUGCCUUAUUUUAUACCCAGUCUGAGUGAUCUGCGUCCUUCCUACCUCUGAGCCAACCUGAGAGCAAAGUGCCUUCUGUGCCAAAUAGUGUUCCUCCAAACCAGGACAGAACAGUCAGGUCAGGUUGAAAUAUUUUUCAAAAAGUUAAAUCGUAAAGCAAGUGUCAGUUUUCUCUUCAUUCAGUUUCACUGGUAUUUAUUUUCAUAUUUUUUAGUGGCUGAACCAAACACUACUUGGAGCUGCCUCUGUGCAUUUUUUUUUUGUUUGUUUUUAUUGUGUGUGUGUGUGUGUGUGUGUGAUUGUGUGUGUGUCUACAAUCUUUAUUCAAAAGUAAAUGGAGAAUUGUAGGAACAGGAAGUGUUUCAAAGUGCGUGUUCGAGUCUCAGAGUGUGUUGAGUUGCUGGGCAGGACCCGGAGAACUGACGAGACACGAGGACAGCUGGUCCUUCAGAUGAAACUGUAUCUGUCCCCCUGGAGGGAACGGCACAGGGUCGUGAGAUGUUUAUUUAAAACGGUAAAUACCGAGUAUGUGUAACAACUUCUGUCUGUUGUUUGAAAUAUGUCACAUUGUACUUUUUUUUUUAUUGUUGUUUCGGGUUUCGUGUGUGGGACUGAAAUUCAAGCAGCCGGUAUUCAGUUACUGAGAUGAAUAUGAAUUUAGAAGUCAACACAUAAAACGCUUUUCUGUAGUUACAUAAAAGAAGAAAAUUUCCUGAAACUUUAUUUCAUUAUUUUUAUAGCUCGCGCCAAAGAAGAGCGUCUUUGGACGUUGUUUGGACACUUUUUGUAGGUUUUACUUCUAAGCUCACACUCGUGCUUCAGCCUGCAUGUUGCUUUGUCUCUGGUUAAAAUCGCUUUUGAAAUAUUUUUGUGCAGGUGUUUGAACACAGUUUAUAAUCACUUUUAUAUUUGCCUGUGUUUUGUCUAAAAUUUGAUGGAAAGUUAAAAAAAAAAAAAACUAUUAAAAUAUUUUUGGAUUCUUCUUUUC
Mugil cephalus (flathead mullet) is the source of this 6191-nucleotide messenger RNA. RefSeq names its product zinc finger, CCHC domain containing 14 (gene zcchc14). The record is from RefSeq and is a predicted model, not a curated record. The coding region runs from base 865 to 4434 and encodes 1189 amino acids. Lineage: Eukaryota; Metazoa; Chordata; Actinopteri; Mugiliformes; Mugilidae. The transcript is spliced from 14 exons. Gene Ontology annotation, molecular function: zinc ion binding; phosphatidylinositol binding; protein binding.